This is a messenger RNA of Beta vulgaris subsp. vulgaris (sugar beet), 1376 nucleotides long. RefSeq names its product protein CUP-SHAPED COTYLEDON 1. The transcript is spliced from 3 exons. The coding region runs from base 105 to 1121 and encodes 338 amino acids. The record is from RefSeq and is a predicted model, not a curated record. Gene Ontology annotation, biological process: regulation of DNA-templated transcription. Gene Ontology annotation, molecular function: DNA binding. Lineage: Eukaryota; Viridiplantae; Streptophyta; Magnoliopsida; Caryophyllales; Amaranthaceae.
AGGAAUGCAUAUUUAAGGGAUAACAUCCGUACCUUGAAUUUUUCCCUUCUAAUUUUGUUUACUUCCUUAAUUACGUACUCUAGAAAUUGAAGAACAUUUUAUCAAUGGAGGAGAAUCUUCCUCCUGGUUUUAGGUUUCAUCCAACGGAUGAGGAGCUGAUUACAUUUUAUCUAUCAAACAAAGUCUCUGAUUUUGGUUUUACUUGCAAGGCUAUGGCUGAUGUUGAUCUCAACAAGUGUGAACCUUGGGACCUUCCAGCAAAAGCUUCAAUGGGAGAAAAGGAAUGGUAUUUUUUCAGCUUAAGAGAUCGGAAAUACCCAACAGGUUUAAGAACAAACCGAGCAACAGAGGCAGGUUAUUGGAAAACCACUGGAAAAGACAAAGAAAUCUUUCGAGGUGGAGUGUUGAUUGGGAUGAAGAAGACCCUCGUUUUUUACCGUGGAAGAGCACCAAAGGGUGAAAAAACUAAUUGGGUUAUGCAUGAAUAUCGCCUUGACAACAAGCUCUCUUUUAAACCCACCAAGGAGGAAUGGGUGGUUUGUAGGGUUUUUCAGAAGAGUGUUGCAAUCAAAAAACCACAACCCACCUCACCUUCUCAGGUCUCUCCAGAUUCUCCAGAUGACAACACCACAAAUGGAAAUGAAUUUGGAGACAUUGAACUACCAAAUUUGAAUACCCUAUCAACUUCACCAAAUGCUGGUUUUACUUACAACUCACUACAAAACUACCCUAAUCCUAACAAUCAUCUCAACAUGAACGUGAAUUCAAGUUUAAACUUGAAUUGGGCAAGAGAUCAUUUGGCAAAUCUUCCUUCAUUAUCUUGGCAUUCAAGUUUGCUGAAUCCAGAUCUUAAUAGCACUGUAAAUUCUUUAUUACUAAAGGCUCUACAAUUUAGAAGUACUAGUAGUAGUGCUUAUCAACCAAGAGAAGCAACAAGUAAUGACUACUCAUUCCUAGGUCAGCAUCAUCAAGGUUUGUCUCUAGGAACUGAUCAAAUAUGUUCUAAUUUCGGACCGUCUUCGACUGAGAAGGUUUUCCAGUCUAUGCCAGAAGAGGAUCAUCAAUUGAACCAACAACAACAACUUCAGGAGCAACCAUUCAACUUGGACUCCAUGUGGUGAUUUGAACAUAUGAGACAACUAACAACUUGUGACUUGUGUUCCUAGCUCCUUGUUGAUAGUUGAGCUGUAAUCAAGAGAAAUAAUAAAUAUCUUAAUUAAGAUGAUAGCUUGUAUUAAGUGUAAUUAUCGUGGGCAAAGCCCAACCAUCGAAAUUGUUGUAAUCGUCAUUAUAACCUAUGAGAAGAACCAUCAUUUCAGAGUAUAACUAGUUUUUAGGCCCAGGAUAUUCUCCGGGUACUUAUAUUUUUCAUCUAU